CGAAGAUUGAAUGUAACCAGAUUUAUUCGUUGACGAUCUCGUGGUAUCGAAUGAAUACUGAGAUCGUGCCAAGAAAAGGUACAAGCGGAAUCGGCAGGAGAAAGUACGUGCGAACGGGGUCACGAACCGCGAAACGGUCAUAGAGAAUAAUGGAAGCACAAUAUGUCUGUCACUAGCACAGUUAAACAAACGGGCACAGUAAAACAAUCAUUGGUACAAUUGGUUAUAAUAAUAAUUGUUUUCCUUAAACCAAUCGUGUUCUCUUGAUAAAAGUAGGUCACUACAUGACAAUCAGUCACUUCACAGAUGUAAUCGAAAGAAGAGUAGAGAAAAACAAUAGUCUCUGUUUUUAUUAAUUAUGUCCUGGUUAUCUGUCCUUAUAAACGAAAACUGGAUUAUCUGUAAGGUCGUAUGAACGAAAUUCGAUUCCUCCGCUACAUCCGCAUGUUUUGUUACGGUCAUGGUGGACGAGGAUUCCGAUGAUUAUGAGUCCUUACCCAGUACUAGUCCACUGCCACAACACAUGUUUGCAGGUGCAUGUGCAGGUAUAAUGGAACAUAUUGUCAUGUAUCCUGUCGACUGUGUUAAAACUCGAAUGCAGUGUCUGAGGCCUGUUGGUUGCUCUAAUUACCCAGGUUUACUAACUGGUCUGUAUCGUCUAAUCCUUCAGGAAGGAGUACCAGGGUCGCUAAAAGGUAGUGGUGCAGUGAUCUGGGGUGCUGGUCCGGCGCACGCUGCUUAUUUUGGAUGCUAUGAAAAAGUGAAGUCAACCUUAGCUACAGCUCCCAUAGGAUCGACCCAUGUAAAUCAUAUGAUAGCUGGGACUUGUGCAACUUUACUGCACGAUGCUAUCAUGACUCCUGCAGAUGCUGUGAAACAACGUCUGCAAAUUUACAAUAGUCCUUACCACAACACUUUUGAUUGUCUCCGUCGAGUGUGUUUAACAGAAGGACUCGGCGUAUUGUACAGAGCUUAUUUUACACAAUUAUCCAUGAAUAUACCUUAUCAGACAAUUCAUUUUGUUUGUUAUGAACAUGCUCAGAGUCUAAUAAAUCCAAAUCGUCAGUAUUUACCUUGGACUCACGUUGUAUCCGGAGGUAUAGCUGGUUGUUUUGCUGCUGCUUUCACAAAUCCGUUAGAUGUUUGUAAAACUUUACUGAAUACACAGGAUCGGUGUUUUCAAAAGAAUAUAUGUCUUGGUCACUUCACACAGUCAUCUAAUCCUGAAUUCCGAGGUUUGUUUGGCACAGCGAUAUAUGUAUACCAAAUGACUGGUUUAAGAGGAUUCACUAGAGGUAUAAGUGCUCGAAUCCUAACAGCUGUUCCCGGCACUGCUUUAUCCUGGUCAGUUUAUGAAUAUUUUAAAUGGCGGUUAAAAGCACGAACGAAAGCUUUAGGAUCUGAUUUUGGUGAGACUAGUGGUGGUAACAGUGUUCAUAAUAUUGAAAUUUUACCCAUGGAAAAAAUGCGUGUAACCGCCAGUUCCAAAUGGAUUCCUGAUUCCACUGAUUUGACAUACACAGCAACAGUUAAUACUACAAGUGGACGAUCAAGUUUACAAGAGAACACUAGAUAAGUCAAAUUAUUACUAUUGCUGUGAAGUAGUAGUGCUACAUAUGAAACGUUUAAAAUGUUCCAUGCUUUUUAUUCAUCUGCUUCCUGUGAUGAUGAUGAUGAUCAAGUAUCCACAUAGUGGAUCAGUUUGUUCACCACCGACAAAACUAGUUUACAGCAAUAAUUGUUUAAGUUACAUAAAUUUCCCCGCUUACCAUACACAAAACUUUGUAUAAAGAGAUGAUUAUUCCUUACAUCAUCUUUCUUGUAUAAUUAAACAUUGCUUUUAUCUUUUCUUUCCUCUAUCUUCUCGUUCAGACUGAUUUUAAUCCAUGUGUACAAAUUACAUUUACUUUUAGUCAUUUCCUGUCUAUUGGUUUGUUUGUUUACCCCCCCCCCUCGAAGUUGGCGGUCCAGAGAAAUAUCAUUAUGUUGAUGUGAUUAUUACUACUAAAUAUAAAUAGAUAUUUUGUUGAUGUAGACAUUUUAAUCUUUUUCCACGUUCAUUCCAUAACGUCUGACAAUUAUCCGAUAGAAUGUUAGGCAAUCCAGUCAGUUUGUAGUUUUCCGUAAGCGUGCGUACUUGGAAAUGUUGUCGAGCUAUGUAAAUAAAUGGACUGUUGUGCAUUGGUCAUUUAUUCCCACAUUUUAUGAGAUUCUCAUUGGCGAGACUACGGGUUAUUUUCAUGUCUUUGCUACUUUAACCAAAAUACUAAAUGUAUGUAAAUGAGAUCAAGAUAUGUUAUGAAUAUAUACGAGAAAAUUAUCAUUUGAUUUGCCUUGUUUUACUGAGUCUGCGUCUUACCACACGAUUGCUCACCCAGUUGUUCUAUCACAUACGUUAUGUUCUAAAAUAUAUUCACCAUUUGUUAAUUAAAAUGGUUGGUGUGAAAGGAUCUGUGAAUAGCAGGAGCAAAUUUAAAGGGCAAUAACGAAGGAGAUUGUUAACGAACAAGUUGGAGCCGUGGACAUUGUUAACCUUUUGUACAAAUCAAAAGUUAAUUUGUCCUCGGAACAAAUUAAGGAGAAGUAUAAAUGGCUUUGAUUUUUAUAUACCCGGAAAUGUAAUCACAGAAACAAAGAAAAAAAAUGCCCUAGAUCAGUUAAAAAUGAUCUUUCAGGAUAGUUGGGACAAAUUUAACGUAAACCUAGCUGCCAACUUUUCACUAUUGGCUUACAUCGGAGUAGGUUAGAAUUAAAGCUAUAAGCAAUUAAGUAAAGAUAUGACAUUAAACCAUGAGCUAGUUGGUAUUCAGAGCAAGUCGUGCUAAUUGGUAUGAAAUUCUUUGUUGGGAUUUAUAACAUAAGUUAUGGUUGGAGGUGGUACGAUUUGGAUCUAACACCAGUAGUAGAGUUGCACUCAUUUCCACCAUUCUCUAAAUCUUGAGGUCAGUGUCAGGUUUUUGCAUGAUGAAGACUUGUUUAAUUUGUAUCCAAUAGACCAAUUCAUGUCAUUCUCUGUUAUUGAUCGUAUCACCUGUAUAAAGCCUGGAGUUAUGCAUUAUCAAAAUCUGUUCCAUAUACGUUACAGUGAUCAAUAGAAUGGACAAAGAUGUUGAUUGAGGAGAAAGGAAUACCAAAUAUAUUAUAUAAUCGACUACCUCGGAAAUGAAUGAUGUAAGUUAUUAAGAGCAUUGUCUGUUGAUCGGAAAAAAGGUUUAGAAACACCUAAUAAAGGCGAUAAAAAAAACAAAUCAGUCCAUGAUGCAGAUCUACCAAUUCAACAACCUUCGAAAUCCUCUUUAGUAACAAUUAUCAUGUGCUUUCUUGUUCUCUCCACAAGACCUGAGAGUCUUGAGUUCUAUUCUUUGUGGUAUCUUGGAUGAGUACUGCUGUGGAGCAGUGUACUAGAAUGAAACGUCUGUCCAGUGCUUCCUGAUUUUCAGCUGUUACCUACCUAAGUUCAAUCUAUGAUGGGAAACUACGAAUAUAGAAAAUCAUUUUCUGAAGAUAGGUAAAGGAUGACACUGAUUAAUGAUGAAUUGGUAGAUAUCAUUGAUCGGUUUUAAUUUUUUCUGAUUGGAUAUAUUGCUGUAGGUUUUAGUCAAAUUAUAUCAAUUUCAUGAACUCGAUAGUAGCCUCGUUAUCAUGUUGAUAGUAUUUCGAAGAUUCGAGCAUUUAUACUAAUUAUCAAGCCUGGUAAGACUACAGAAUUUAAUAUAGCAUAUAACCUAACCAUCGUUUAGUUGAAUAAAAUGGGUUCAAAUCAUAUUGAGAGACAAGGAACAUUAGAACUAAUGAAACUUAUUUGGUGGAGUUAUAUUCUCUGAGCUGUCUUGUUUAAUCAAUAGGCUUUCAUUGUCUAUCUAUACAAUAUCAUCAGCACAAACUUCAGAUAGAAGUGAACUGUUUGAGUUUCUCCGUAUAUGACUAACAGUUUGUUUCAUCAACAUUUAAUUUUAUAGUUUGUUGUGGAUAUUUUUUACUAUCAUUGUCUGAAUAUUUAUUUUGAAUGUGUUCUCAACCGACCCGAUUCUUGACCUGGUACUUGUUUAUAAUUUUUCUAAUUUGUUUGGAAAUUUGGACCGACUUCGAUAUGUUUAUUUAAUCCCUAAUUGAUCUAAUUGUUAAGCUUCUAAAAAAAUUCUGUGAUUAUCUUUGUAGUCCAUUUUGUCCAAGAUUUCAAUAUUCCCCUUAGGGGACGUACGUCCACAAGUGCCUUCAGCCAUUGAUAUAAACGAAGACAAAUGGUGUUUCACAACCAAUUAACAUUUAAGCAAAUGAACAUGAUACUCUUUACAGAUGUAUUUCAAGAAGUAAAUACCAUAUUUCAUUAUUUUGUGUAACAGAUUCAACCAGUACUGAGAACUUUAACAUUGCUUUCAUCUUUUUUUCCCUAUGGAAAUACCAGUACAUAUCCUUACCAUAUGAUUUAAUGUAAAUUGUUGUUUGACUACUUCUGACUGGAUAAGCUAUUUCAUCAUUGGACUAAUUAAUACAAGUAGUCCAAUCAUUCUUCUAUUGUAAUUUCAGUUUGAAUAAAUAUAAGGUACUAAUAUAAGCGAAUUUAUUUGUUUACCAAUGGUAUUAUUCAAUCCAAUUCAUUUUUCAUUAUAAUAUAUAUUUGUUUGGUCAUAUCAGUCGGAAUCAUAAACAGAACUUGAAUUUGAAUUCAUUAGUAUAAUAGAUUGAGUCUCAAUUAUUGUAUGUAAUUGAAAUAGUUCAGAUAAAUCAUAUUAGUUUAUUUAAUUGAUGUAGGAUUGUAUAACGUUUUAGACUGGAUUUACCGUCAUUAAUCAUAUCAAAGUAAUUCUACAGCUUUCAGAUUAAGUUUUUGUAACGAAUAUUAAAUCAAAUUGAUCGCUACCACACUACCACCUAUAUUGUA
This is a messenger RNA of Schistosoma haematobium, 4882 nucleotides long. RefSeq lists its product as uncharacterized. The record is from RefSeq and is a predicted model, not a curated record. Gene Ontology annotation, biological process: iron import into the mitochondrion. The coding region runs from base 461 to 1576 and encodes 371 amino acids. The transcript has 5 exons. Gene Ontology annotation, molecular function: ferrous iron transmembrane transporter activity. Gene Ontology annotation, cellular component: mitochondrial membrane. NCBI's taxonomy places the organism in Eukaryota, Metazoa, Platyhelminthes, Trematoda, Strigeidida, Schistosomatidae.